CACUUCUCUCAACAACCACAUUAAACCUUUAGAAGUUUAGUUAACUUCAGCGUAACGAUGGCCCCCAAGAGCAAGAAGACCGGUGACACCAUCAACUCGCGCCUGGCGCUUGUGAUGAAGUCCGGAAAGGUCACCCUCGGCUACAAGUCCACCAUCAAGACCCUCCGCUCCGGCAAGGCCAAGCUGGUCAUCAUCGCCGCUAACACUCCUCCUCUCCGCAAGAGUGAGCUCGAGUACUACGCCAUGCUCGCCAAGGCCCCCGUCCACCACUUCUCCGGAAACAACAUUGAGCUCGGUACCGCCUGCGGUAAGCUCUUCCGUACCUCCACCAUGGCUAUCCUCGAUGCUGGUGACUCCGACAUCCUGUCCAGCCAGUAGGUGUAAAGCCUGGUCAAUGAAUUCAUGUUAUGUCUGAACGGCGGUAUGCCAUGAUGCACAACGUCACGGCACGAUUUAGAUAAUGACAAUGAACUUUACAUCUAUA
Aspergillus piperis CBS 112811 is the source of this 484-nucleotide messenger RNA. RefSeq names its product 60S ribosomal protein eL30. Bases 58 to 378 code for a protein of 106 amino acids. Lineage: Eukaryota; Fungi; Ascomycota; Eurotiomycetes; Eurotiales; Aspergillaceae. The transcript has 5 exons. Gene Ontology annotation, molecular function: structural constituent of ribosome; RNA binding. The record is from RefSeq and is a predicted model, not a curated record. Gene Ontology annotation, cellular component: cytosolic large ribosomal subunit.